GUGGCAGAUCCGCUCGUUUCCGGGCGCGGCGGAGCCGGCGCGCCCAUCCUGCUUGGAGGUCCGUCCUGUGUCUGUCGGUCUUUCUGUCUUUUGGUUCCGAGCGCGCGGCUACCGCAGGUGCGGAGUGUGCCCUCAUGCAGUCCCGCCACACGCUCAGCCAGGCGGGAUCGGAGCGGUCCCCAUCAUGGGCUGGGGAGCCGGAGGCAGCUGCACCCCGCGCCCACCCAUCCGCCAGCAGCCGGAAUCCGAAACCCGCGUGGUCACCGUAGUCUUCCUCGGCCUUCUGCUGGACCUCCUGGCCUUCACUCUGCUGCUGCCCCUGCUGCCCGGGCUGCUGGAGAGCCAUGGCCGGUCCCACGAUCCCCUCUAUGGCUCAUGGCAGCGAGGAGUGGACUGGUUUGCUGCAGCCAUCGGGAUGCCCGCAGAGAAGAGAUACAACAGCGUCCUGUUUGGAGGUCUGAUUGGCUCAGUUUUCUCCGUCCUGCAGUUCCUCUCCGCACCGCUCUCGGGGGCCGUCUCUGACUGCCUAGGAAGGCGCCCGGUGAUGCUGCUAUCUCUGGCAGGCCUGGCCACCUCGUAUGCCGUGUGGGCUGCCUCGAAGAGCUUUGCGGCCUUCCUGGCCUCCAGGGUGAUCGGGGGCAUCAGCAAGGGGAACGUCAGCCUUUCUACUGCCAUUGUCGCCGACCUGGGCUCACCUGCCGCCCGUAGCCGGGGCAUGGCAGUCAUCGGGGUGGCCUUCUCUCUGGGCUUCACGCUGGGCCCUAUGCUCGGCGCCUCCCUGCCCUUGGAGUCGGCACCUUGGUUGGCCCUGCUCUUCGCGAUCUCUGACCUGCUGUUCAUCUUCUGCUUCUUGCCGGAGACUCUGCCCUUGGAGAAGCGGGCGCCCUCCAUGACUCUGGGGUUCCAAGCUGCUGCUGACCUGCUCAGCCCCCUGGCCCUGCUCCGCUUCUCCGCUGUGGCUCGUGGCCCAGACCCGCCCACUGGAGUCAGGCUGGGCAGCCUGCGCCGCCUGGGCCUGGUCUACUUCCUCUACCUCUUCCUGUUCUCGGGCCUGGAGUACACACUGAGCUUCCUCGUGCACCAGCGCUUCCGGUUCAGCAGCCUACAGCAGGGAAAGAUGUUUUUCUUCAUCGGCCUCACCAUGGCCACCAUCCAGGGCGCCUACGCCCGACGGAUCAGCCCUGGCAGGGAAGUUGCAGCUGUGAAGCGGGCCAUCCUGCUGCUCCUCCCUGCCUUCCUCCUCAUCGGCUGGGGGCACACGCUGCCCGUGCUAGGCCUGGGGCUGCUGCUCUACUCCUUCGCCGCCGCUGUCGUGGUGCCCUGUCUGUCCUCCGUGGUCGCCGGCUAUGGCUCACCCGGGCAGAAGGGCACAGUCAUGGGCACGCUGCGGAGCCUGGGCGCCCUGGCCAGGGCACUGGGGCCCAUGGUGGCCGCCUCAGUGUACUGGCUGGCUGGGGCCCGGGUCUGCUUCACCGUGUGCGCGGGGCUCUUCCUGCUCCCCUUUUUCCUCCUGUGGGACCCGAGGCCCCCGGCACAGACACGCAAGGCUGAGUAGCUGAGCCGCGACCCCACGCUGAGGCUGGGAAGUGGGAAGUCUGGGCCAGGACUGCUCCGCUGCCUCAUCCCUCCCGGGGCCCAGCCCAGGCGGGCCCAGGACCUGCAGCCCCAGGGUGCCCACGAGCCCCGUGGACCUGGCCUGUCUACCCAGAGGAGCAGACACUACAACUUCUCUUUUCUACUCAGUGCCACAGGGUGUCGGCCAGGUCUCUGAACGACGAAAUAAAGCAGCUAUAUUUUGUACCAAG
This is a messenger RNA of Vicugna pacos (alpaca), 1805 nucleotides long. The record is from RefSeq and is a predicted model, not a curated record. Lineage: Eukaryota; Metazoa; Chordata; Mammalia; Artiodactyla; Camelidae.